AUGGCACUUUUCUCCCCAGGGUUCCCUGGCUCUAUGGAGAUCACCUGGACCACCUUCAAUGAGACGGAGGAGAGCACCGUGGAGUACGGCCUGUGGGGCGGACGGCUGUUUGAGCUGACCGCCAAGGGCAACGCUACUUUGUUUGUGGAUGGAGGAUCAGAGGGGAGGAAGAUGUACAUCCACAGGGUCACUCUCACUGACCUGAGAUCUGCCUCUGUUUAUGGUAGGUUUCCAUGUUAAUAGAACUAGCAUGAUGGAUUUAGGCUAUGUCUGUUGCCUGUCACAUUCGGUCUAUGGCCUGUCAUCAUCAUAGUAUUUAUAGGACAAGGUUUUCUUCCCGGUGUUGACUGCAGUGUACCACUGUGGCAGUGAGGCUGGCUGGAGUGAUGUGUUCUCCUUUACUGCUCUGAAUGAGAGCACUAGCUGGAGUCCCAGGUUUGCCAUCUAUGGGGACAUGGGCAAUGAGAACCCUCAGUCUCUGGCCAGACUGCAAAAGGAGACCCAGGUCGGGACGUAUGAUGUCAUCCUACACGUCGGUAAGUGGUUAAACUCCCAACUGAUUGUCUUAAGUGAAUGACCUUAUCAAUGUCGACAGUUGUUGAUCCAAACUACAGAAUAACUUGAAUCACAGUGGUACAGUUGAAGUCGGAAGUUUACAUACACUUAGGUUGGAGUCAUUAAAACUUGUUUUUCAACCACUCCACAAAUUUCUUGUUAACAAACUAUAGUUUUGGCAAGUCGGUUAGGACAUCUACUUUGUGCAUGACACAAGUCAUUUUUCCAACAAUUGUUUACACACAGAUUAUUUCACUUAUAAUUAACUGUAUCACAAUUCCAGUGGGUCAGAAGUUUACAUACACUAAGUUGAAUGUGCCUUUAAACAGCUUGGAAAUUCCAGAAAAUUAUGUCAUGGCUUUAGAAGCUUCUGAUAGGCUAAUUGACAUCAUUUGAGUCAAUUGGAGGUGUACCUGUGGAUGUAUUUCAAGGCCUACCUUCAAACUCAGUGCCUCUUUGCUUGACAUCAUGGGAAAAUCAAAAUAAAUCAGCCAAGACCUCAGGAAAAAAAGUGUAGACCUCCACAAGUCUGGUUUAUCCUUGGGAGCAAUUUCCAAAUGCCUGAAAGUACCACGUUCAUCUGUACAAACAAUAGUAUGAAAGUAUAAACACCAUGGGACCACGCAGCCGUCAUACCGCUCAGGAAGGAGACGCGUUCUGUCUCCUAGAGAUGAACAUACUUUGGUGCGAAAAGUGCAAAUCAAUCCCAGAACAACAGCAAAGGACCUUGUGAAGAUGCUGGAGGAAACGGGUACAAAAGUAUCUAUAUCCACAGUAAAACGAGUCCUAUAUCGACAUAACCUGAAAGGCCGCUCAGCAAUGAAGAAGCCACUGCUCCGAAACCGCCAUAAAAAAGCCAGACUACGGUUUGCAACUGCACAUGGGGACAAAGAUCGUACUUUUUGGAGAAAUGUCCUCUGGUCUGAUGAAACAAAAAUAGAACUGUUUGGCCAUAAUGACCAUCGUUAUGUUUGGAGGAAAAAGGGGAAUCUUGCAAGCCGAAGAACACCAUCCCAACAGUGAAGCACGGGGGUGGCAGCAUCAUGCUGUGGGGGUGCUUUGCUCCAGGAGGGACUGGUGCACUUCAGAAAAUAGAUGGCAUCAUGAGGAAGGAAAAUGAUGUGGAUAUAUUGAAUCAACAUCUCAAUACAUCAGUCAGGAAGUUAAAGCUUGGUUGCAAAUGGGUCUUCCAAAUAGACAAUGACCCUAAGCAUACUUCCAAAGUUGUGGCAAAAUGGCUUAAGGACAACAAAGUCAAGGUAUUGGAGUGGCCAUCACAAAGCCCUGACCUCAAUCCUAUAGAAAAUGUGUGGGCAGAACUGAAAAGGCGUGUGCGAGCAAGGAGGCUUACAAACCUGACUCAGUUACACCAGCUCUGUCAGGAGGAAUGGGCCAAAAUUCACCCAAUUUAUUGUGGGAAGCUUGUGGAAGGCUACCUGAAACGUUUGACCUAAGUUAAACAAUUGAAAGGCAAUGCUAUCAAAUACUAAUUGAGUGUAUGUAAACUUCUGACCCACUGGGAAUGUGAUGAAUGAAGUAAAAUAUUAAAUAAAACUAUUAUUCUGACAUUUCACAUUCUUAAAAUAAAGUGGUGAUCCUAACUGACCUAAAACAGGGAAUUUUUACUUGGAUUAAAUGUCAGGAAUUGUAAAAAACAGAGUUUAAUUUUAUUUGGCUAAGGUGUAUGUAAACUUCCGACUUCAACUGUAUAUAAUUGUGGUUUACUUUGGGUGAAAUAUGGAGCACACGUUGGAGAAAUGAUGCAUGACCAAUAUGUGGUUUUGUGUUUUCUAGGGGACUUUGCAUAUGACAUGCAUGAGGUAAAAUAUAUCUAAAUAUUUUUGUUUUCUGUACACACACAUGUCCAUCACUGGCAGUUGGUAGAAUGAUACACAUAUCAUUUAUGUUAAGGACUUUCUCAUGAGAUUUCCAUGAAGUUAAACUAUUGGCAUAAGGGGGUACACUCAAAGCUUAUGGUACCCUCAGGGUAAGAUAUGAAAGUAGACUAUGUCAUCAUGAGCCUAGACCUCUUAAGCCCAUCUGGGUGUCUGGCUAGAUCCAUGAUGACAGAUGAGAUAUAGCCACUCUAACCCUGCUCAGUCUUAUCCCUAGCGUCCCAUUACUAUUCAUCAGCAGAUCAUGCCUGGGCCAUGGUUAAGACACGCUGCUGUAAUGAACUGCAUAGCUGUGAAAUGCCUUAAUCAUGUGCUGAAAGACUGGAAUUAGGGGCAUAACACUGAAGUAACCAAUGAAGUACAGCAGCAGGGCUCUAUUCAGCCGAGACAACUAGCUAAUGUAGACAGAGGCCAUGUUUCCCUGAACCUAACUGGCCAGUCUCACUGCGCCCUUCAUAAAUACUAUGACAUAUAUUAAUCACCAAUGGCAUACAUCAGCGGCUGCCGUUUCCCUAAAAUUAAUUAGCAAUGUUGGUUAUGUUGUUCCAUUUAUACUUUUCUCAAAUAUGUAGAAAAAUGCUGGACAUUAUGAGCAGACAACCAUAAAAAUUAAUCGCCGUAAUUCAUGCUGAGUUUGAGCUGGAAUGUCUAACUGUGUCUAAAUGUCUAACUGUUCCGUGGCUUCCUUGAUAUUAUAAAUAGAAAUUCUUUCUGAAAGCUCAUUAAGGGCAAUGGGAAGAUUACCAUGCCAUCCACCACAGUGUGUUCAUAAGCUCAAUUGCCACCAUUAGAAUAGUUGUGAAAUCAAUGGUUCUAGUUUCAUUGGGGUUUCGUUUGGUAUGCAAAUAGUUCAUUCCUGAAGCUGUCUGGAAAAUGUAUUUACAGAACUUUGGCUUUAGAUCAUUUAAUGUGCUUUUUACUUUGAUCCUGUCAGCCUUAUUAUAUCAGGCUUCAUUAGCACUAAAACUGUGUUAUGCUGUGGUAAAUGACUAAAUCAAAUUGUUUCAGGACAACGGCAGGAUUGGAGAUGAGUUCAUGCGUCAGAUCCAGUCCAUAGCUGCCUAUGUGCCCUAUAUGACCUGUCCUGGGAACCACGAGGCUGAAUAGUGAGUAGGACCUUAUCAUGACCCCCUUUACUUAAUUCUCUCUCUCUCUCUCUCUCUCUCUCUCUCUCUCUCUCUCUCUCUCUCUCUCUCUCUCUCUCUCUCUCUCUCUCUCUGUCUCUGUCUCUGUCUCUCUCUGUCUCUCUCUGUCUCUGUCUCUCUCUCUGUCUGUCUGUCAUGAGUAGAACUGUAUGACCCCCCCUUUAAUUAUUUACUUCUCUCUGUUCCUCUCUCUCUUUCACACCCACGCACCUGCACACAGGCACCAGUCAUUUAGUGUUAAACUGAUUAUUUAAAACUGACAGUGUUAUGAAUAGUUUAUAAUCUUCAUAAACAGUGAGUCAACAUGGUAGCAGUCUGCUUUCUUUCUGCUCCCCAUUAGCCAAUGUUUUCUGCUCCUGGUACAUAUUUUGGUGCAUUCUGUACAGGUCACAUCUAAUCAAUGCUAUUAUUAAAGGGUUUGGUAAAAAAUACUCAUGCUGUAUUUCAUAUUGGUGAGACACUGCCAGACCUCCCCAGACUUGGUAUCCAUAAUGUGCUACUGUACUGUACUGUGAGGCAGCGGUAGAAGCUCAGAAAAACACAUUUUUGGUCAGAGUGGAGCAACCACAGCUUUUCCACUAUAGAAAACACUUUGGUCAUCUCCGCUGUGCCAUUGGAACAGAUGGGAGCUAUUUCAGCUUCUAAGGUCUGGAGGUGUUUCAAGAACCACCGACAACUAAACAAGUAAACCUUGUCCAAAAUAAACACUGACUGCGACAUAAGUUUCCUAUCUUGCGUUUAGGCCAACAGAAACUACUGACAGAAACUCACUGAAAUGUUGUUUUUGUUUAUUUACCCCACAAUUACUCUCAGACAAAGUCUAAAUCAAAUCAAAUCAAAUCAAAUUUUAUUGGUCACAUGCGCCGAAUACAACAGGUGCAGACAUUACAGUGAAAUGCUUACUUACAGCCCUUAACCAACAGUGCAUUUAUUUUAAACAAAAAAAGUAAGAAUAAAACAACAACAAAAAAAGUGUUGAGAAAAAAAGAGCAGAAGUAAAAUAAAGUGACAGUAGGGAGGCUAUAUAUACAGUAAAAUAAAGUGACAGUAGGGAGGCUAUAUAUACAGGGGGGUACCGUUGCAGAGUCAAUGUGCGGGGGCACCGGCUAGUUGAGGUAGUUGAGGUAAUAUGUACAUGUGGGUAGAGUUAAAGUGACUAUGCAUAAAUACUUAACAGAGUAGCAGCAGCGUAAAAAAGGAUGGGGUGGGGGGGCAGUGCAAAUAGUCCGGGUAGCCAUGAUUAGCUGUUCAGGAGUCUUAUGGCUUGGGGGUAGAAGCUGUUGAGAAGUCUUUUGGACCUAGACUUGGCACUCCGGUACCGCUUGCCGUGCGGUAGCAGAGAGAACAGUCUAUGACUAGGGUGGCUGGAGUCUUUGACAAUUUUGAGGGCCUUCCUCUGACACCGCCUGGUAUAGAGGUCCUGGAUGGCAGGAAGCUUUGCCCCAGUGAUGUACUGGGCCGUACGCACUACCCUCUGUAGUGCCUUGCGGUCAGAGGUCAAGCAGUUGCCAUACCAGGCGGUGAUGCAACCAGUCAGGAUGCUCUCGAUGGUGCAGCUGUAGAAUUUUAUGAGGAUCUGAGGACCCAUGCCAAAUCUUUUUAGUCUCCUGAGGGGGAAUAGGCUUUGUCGUGCCCUCUUCACGACUGUCUUGGUGUGUUUGGACCAUGAUAGUUCGUUGGUGAUGUGGACACCAAGGAACUUGAAGCUCUCAACCUGUUCCACUACAGCCCCGUCGAUGAGAAUGGGGGUGUGCUCAGUCCUCUUUUUUUUCCUGUAGUCCACAAUCAUCUCCUUUGUCUUGGUCACGUUGAGGGAGAGGUUGUUGUCCUGGCACCACACGGCCAGAUCUCUGACCUCCUCCCUAUAGGCUGUCUCAUCGUUGUCGGUGAUCAGGCCUACCACUGUUGUGUCGUCGGCAAACUUAAUGAUGGUGUUGGAGUCGUGCCUGGCCAUGCAGUCAUGGGUGAACAGAGAGUACAGGAGGGGACUGAGCACGCACCCCUGAGGGGCCCCCGUGUUGAGGAUCAGUGUGGCAGAUGUGUUGUUACCUACCCUUACCACCUGGGGGAGGCCCAUCAGGAAGUCCAGGAUCCAGUUGCGGAGGGAGGUGUUUAGUCCCAGGAUCCUUAGCUUAGUGAUGAGCUUAGAGGGCACUAUGGUGUUGAAUGCUGAGCUGUAGUCAAUGAAUAGCAUUCUCACGUAGGUGUUCCUCUUGUCCAGGUGGGAAAGGGCAGUGUGGAGUGCGAUAGAGAUUGCAUCAUCUGUGGAUCUGUUGGGGCGGUAUGCAAAUUGGAGUGGGUCUAGGGUUUCUGGGAUUAUGCUGUUGAUGUGAGCCAUGACCAGUCUUUCAAAGCACUUCAUGGCUACAGAUGUCAGUGCUACGGGUCGGUAGUCAUUUAGGCAGGUUAUCUUAGAGUUCUUGGGCACGGGGACUAUGGUGGUCUGCUUGAAACAUGUUGGUAUUACAGACUCAGUCAGGGACAUGUUGAAAAUGUCAGUGAAGACACUUGCCAUUUGGUCAGCACAUGCUCGGAGUACACGUCCUGGUAAUCCGUCUGGCCCUGCGGCCUUGUGAAUGUUGACCUGCUUAAAAGUCUUACUCACAUCAGCUACGGAGAGCGUGAUCACAUAGUCAUCCGGAACAGCUGGUGCUCUCAUGCAUGCUUCAGUGUUGCUUGCCUCGAAGCAAGCAUAGAAGUGGUUUAGCUCGUCUGGUAGGCUUGUGUCACUGGGCAGCUCGCGGCUGUGCUUCCCUUUGUAGUCUGUAAUAGUUUUCAAGCCCUGCCACAUCCGACGAGCGUCAGAGCCAGUGUAGUAUGAUUCAAUCUUAGACCUGUAUUGACUCUUUGCCUGUUUGAUGGUUCGUCGGAGGUCAUAGCGGGAUUUCUUAUAAGCGUCCGGGUUAGAGUCCCGUUCCUUGAAUGCGGCAGCUCUACCCUUUAGCUCAGUGCGGAUGUUUCCUGUAAUCCAUGGCUUCUGGUUGGGGUAUGUACGUACGGUCACUGUGGGGACGACAUCAUCGAUGCACUUAUUGAUGAAGCCAGUGACUGAUGUGGUGUACUCCUCAAUGCUGUCUGAAGAAUCCCGGAACAUGUUCCAGUCUGUGCUAGCAAAACAGUCCUGUAGCUUAGCAUCUGCGUCAUCUGACCACUUUUUUAUUAACCGAAUCACUGGUGCUUCCUGCUUCAGUUUUUGCUUAUAAGCAGGAAUCAGGAGGAUAGAGUUAUGGUCAGAUUUGCCAAAUGGAGGGCGAGGGAGAGCUUUGUAUGCAUCUCUGUGUGUGGAGUAAAGGUGGUCUAGAGUUUUUUUCCCUCUGGUUGCACAUUUAACAUGCUGGUAGAAAUUAGGUAGAACGGAUUUAAGUUUCCCUGCAUUAAAGUCCCCGGCCACUAGGAGCGCUGCAUCUGAAUGAGCGUUUUCCUGUUGAUUAAUGGCCUUGUACAACUCAUUCAGUGCAAUCUUAAUGCCAGCAUUGGUUUGUGGUGGUAGAUAGACAGCUAUGAAAAAUAUAGAUGAAAACUCUCUUGGUAAAUAGUGUGGUCUACAGCUUAUCAUAAGAUACUCUACUGGGCUGUAAUAUUGUUUCUAUGCAGUUCAGAAAAAAACAGGCAACUGUAUAUUAUUGACCAAUAUUAGUUUAAAUACUCCACUCUCAUCAUGCUCAGUGCAACCCUGUCCAUGAUGGACAACCUAGAUGCCCCCUGGAUAUUGGAGUGAGUUCCAGAGCUUUAGUCCUGGGGAUCUUGGUCUAGGUUGUAAGCUCAGUGAGAGAUCUGCAUAAAAAGGGCAGGGAUUUAAAGGCUCAGCCAUUCAGUGUCAUAUCCUAUACCGUGUGUGUCUGUGUCAAAUAAAAUGGUAUUUGUCACAUGCUUUGUAAACAACAGGUGUAGAUUAACGAGUCCUUUUCCAACAAUGCAGAGAUAAAGAUAAUAUAUAUGUACACUACCAGUCAAGUUUGGACACACCUACUCAUUCAAGGGUUUUUCUUUAUUUUUAAUAUUUUGUACAUUGUAGAAUAAUAGUGAAGACAUCAAAACUAUGAAAUAGCACAUAUGGAAUCAUGUAGUAACCAAAAAAGUGUUAAACAAAAUAUAUUUUAUAUUUGAGAUUCUUCAAAUAGCCACCCUUUGCCUUGAUGACAGCUUUGCACACUCUUGGCAUUCUGAGAGCUUCAUGAGGUAGUCACCUGGAAUGCAUUUCAAUUAACAGCUGUCCCUUAUUUGCAACUCUGCCUAGAAGGUCAGCAUCCCGGAGUCGCCUCUUCACUGUUGACGUUGAGACUGGUGUUUUGUGGGUACUAUUUAAUGAAGCUGCCAGUUGAGGACCUGUGAGGCGUCUGUUUUUCAAACUAGACACUCUAAUGUAUUUGUCCUCUUGCUCAGUUGUGCACUGGGGCCUCCCACUCCUCUGUCUAUUCCGGUUAGAGCCAGUUUGCGCUGUUCCAUGAAGGGAGUAGUGCACAGCGCUGUACGAGAUAUUCAGUUUCUUGGCAAUUUCUUGCAUGGAAUAGCCUUCAUUUCUCAGAACAAGAAUAGACUGACAAGUUUCAGAAGAAAGUUAUUUGUUUCUGGCCAUUUUGAGCCUGUAAUCGAACCCACAAUUGCUGAUACUCCAGAUACUCAACUAGUCUCAAGAAGGCCAGUUUUAUUGGACAUUUCUAAGUGACCCCAAACUUUUGAACGGUAGUGUGUGUGUGUGUGUGUGUGUGUGUGUGUGUGUGUGUGUGUGUGUGUGUAUUUUAUUUUUUAUUUUUUACCCCAAAACCAACUGAGUAAAAGCAGGGGUGAAAGUAGAUGUAAUUUAUUUAAACAUUUUAUUAUGGGCCUAAUCAUAGAAUUACAUAUAGAAUCCCUAUUAAUUAAAUUAAUAUAGAAUCUCUAUUAAUUUAAUAGGAUCUCUGUUGGCCUAGUAGUAAAGAUUUGUCAUUUAACUUAACAAAAAUGUUUUAACUUUUAAUAUGGCAUAGACACAACCAGUCAUGAUGUUUUCAUCUGAUUGUCAAAUAAUCAAAGGCUCAUGUAGGCUACCCGCGCACAUUCUCCCACUCACAAAUUAAUUCCAGCUAUUUGCAUCUGCCAUUUGAUGAAUGUAAAGCAAAUUUUAGUGAUCAUCAUUAUGCCUACAUUUUCUGACUGAAUUGAUGAGUGUGCUGCUGUCUGCGUGCUUUAGUCUCGGCCAUUAAUCUCUGCCUUCGAAAAAUGUCAGUGUUCUCCUCUAACCACACAGCAUUCUGGAGUGUGUACUGUAUACCACCUGUUUUCAAGUCCAUUCACUCAUUUUUCAUGCAGCUAAUAUCAUUAUAAAUAAUAUUGUAAAAGCCUACAGUUUUCUUCACAUUUUGUUUUAAAUAUUGUGAUAGGCUCAUAUUUUAUUGGUACGGCGUACCCCCACUACUUAUUUUGCCAGGACUCCGUAAGGGACCGUACUGGUUUACUUUCACCCCUGAUAAAAGCAAUUGAGCCGGGCUGACCACAAGAGUCCUCAGCAUUCCAGCUGCAUGAGGCCAGCAUUUCCACGUGAGACGCUAAGGCCCCAGUCAAGAGCGCCUUUGUUCCCCCACACAAUCUAUGGAUCACUGGCCCAUCGGAGGCAAUAGGAAGUGACUGUUGCCAUUUCAAACAAUGAGCCAUGACGUGAGUUGGUGAUGUUCAGACAGCAAUUGUUCCUUUAAGGUUUCAAAAAGGCUGGAUUAGGUGGGCAUCUUGUAGCUCACACUCCUCAGUGAAAUGAAAGGGCAGAUCUGAUUUGUCAGUAUGUGUGGUUUCUAAACAGUUUACCUGGGGGGGGGAAAGUCCUGUUGAUUAGGAUUAUGAAUCAGUCCAUCCACAUUGCAUUUGACAAGGUUUAAGCUGGAACAUUUCCCCUCAAAUUUGUAUCUUGCUAUUAUUUUAUUGGAAAAGAAAGCACACAAGGGAAACAGCCUGUCUAGUUACAAACUAUGACUCAUAGUUUGUCAUGGGGACACAAUGUAAAUUAAUGACACAUAAGAAUAUUUAAUUGAGCUGAUCAGAUUUUCCACUGUGUAGAGGAGAAAAAAUAAAGAAUUCUGAGCUACUGUUCUAGGAAGUUCUAAUAAUUCCCCUUUAGACAUGCACAUAUAUCAUUCAGUAUACCAAAACACAUAUUAUUUGACCAAAUAGAAGUGCUUUUAUUACCCCUGUUCUAUUUCCAUUGUCCAGGGUCUCCUAAAAUGUAUAUUGUUUUAUGUAUGAGGAAAGAGGUGGCCGUCCCAUAAGGAGAUCUUGGAUCUGGUGUCCAUCCAACAGACAGUCAGCUGCUUCCCUGCCUAGCCACCACAAGAUGGGGGCAUUAACCCAUGACCAUGCUCCAGACUAAGUAGCUUUGACUCAGACGUGCUGCUGCUCACAGCAUCUCCCAGUUCUGCAUACUGCUGCACAUACUGUGGAUCCCUUUCUCAACCACUCAGAAUGGUUUGUGAUUAAUCAAGUGUGUUACGGCAUAAAAAGGAUUAUGUCUGUUGCAAAUGGUGGACCGGUCAAUUGUAACAGACCGUUCAAUCACCAAUUAUUGAGUUAUCAUAGCUUUGACUUUGACCAUGUAAUCUUGACCCCAAGGUCAAUUUAUGCCAUUAACUAGAGAUUCUCUAUGAUCCUGACCUUUCCUUUUAAUCUCUGACCUGAACGGUCUCUAUUUACCUAACUUUGCAUGAACCCUGUCGUCUGACCUCCAGCAUCCAUACUCACUCAGGUGGACCGCUCUGUCCCUGUCUGCCUCUUACAAAAGCCAGGAGAGCUAUCAGACUCCCCCAUCACUUCACCACAUACCUUACUGGGUCGUUCCACCAUUUCUGUGCCUUUUUGAGAAGUGUAACUUGGUAAAAAUAAACUUUGGAUUUCACCUCAUUUUAACAUUCUGUCAUAAAGAGCAUAUAUUCAACUUCAUAAAAAAACAUGUUUUCCCAUCUCAAGAGGUUAAAUAAAAAAACGACUAUAGUAAGUGCCUAUUAAGUGCCAAAUAAAGUAACAGAGUUGACCGUAACAGGGUUGACGAUUUCAUCUGAAAUCAGCCAUAAAUCCCCUUGUGACGGGGGAAUGGAAUCUUGUUGUGUGCGACAGGGAUGGGCAAUUGAAUGCAAGCUUCACAAAAAAAUGAAAUUGUUAAAACAUUUCUAGUCUAUCUAUGGGUAACAAGGUUAACGUGUUAUGCUUGACCCGCUCAGUUUUCCACCUCAAAACACCAGUAAAUUGCCAAAAAGAGUCACAUGCUUUUACACUAUGGUUUGACUAUUAUUAUUUUUUAGCGAGCGUUCAGUUCACAUAACAGGGUUGACAUUAAAAUGAGGGAGAGAUGUAAAUGAAUCACUAAUCACAUGAAAUAAAUAAUCUUCAUAAAUGACUUUGUGAAAGCAACAAAAAUAACUAGGGCUUCACAAUGAUGGUGAAACUACUGAGAAAUGUUCGGGUUCAGUGGGUUAAAAUCUUCCUAGACGGAGGGAUAUUCCAAAUAAACACUUUAACAAGUCUUUUCAUAUAACAAAUCAGAUUUAUUGAAUUCUCCAUGCGGUCUAUAUUAAAGGGCACUUUAUUUAAUAUACUUUAACAGGCUUUUAAAAUUAAAUAUUGGUGCACAAUUUCUUCUUAAAUUAUCAAAGGGACGCAAAAGACACAUUUUGUGGAAUGACCCUACUGCUUUAACUGGAAGGAAGAUUGGCUCCCAGUUUUAUUGGUGAAAUUAAAAUCUGUAAACCCAUAAAAACAGCUAGCUUUUGGCUUGGCCUGCUGUCGUUAGUGACAGUCUUCCUAGAAAGGCUUUGCACAGGUUUGGCCAAUUGAAAUAUUUAGGGAAUGGCACGUGUUUGGGUGGGUGGAUAGCACGCCUGCGACUGGUGCUCUCCAAGGCACAGGUCUAGGUUUGGGUCUUUCAUUAUGGGAACCGGUUCGGUCUGUGUGUGUCCCGGUCUGGUGGUUCUGGCACUAUAGUAUUGAUAAAUUACCAUCGGUAGAAGUGGUGGCGGCGUUGUAGGAAAUACAGUUUGGUCGUAUCCUGUCCUGUCUGUAGAGGUGACCACUGACAGACCUUGGCUGUAGUAGGGGACUAGUGUAGUGUUUCUGUGGAUGGAUGUCUGAUAAAUGGCUGUAUUCAAUGCAGGUUUAAAGCAGACGCUUUACUUCUGUAGUCAAAGUUGGCUAGAUAGGGCAUCUCCAUGAGGAAUGUGACUCAAAGCUAUUGUGAGUAUGGGAUUGGUAGGAGGGAGAGGUAAUGACCACGAUUGGCUAGCAACUACAAAAAUGGCAGUCUCAUUGUGUAAUGAAUCUUUGUGGUAUGUAUUCUGAAUAGCUGUCUAAGAUUAGCUUUAUGUCACAAAGUGCAAAUGAACAGGUUCUAAGAUCUGGGUUGAGCAGGCGGUGUGAAAACAGAGACCAGUCAAUGGGGUGGUUUGAUUCCAGUUUAACUUUUCAUCAAUGCAUGGUUUUACAAAAAUACACUUCAGGUUUCCAAUAUACAUCAAGUUCAAUUUGUUUCAGUUCAGAUUCAAGUUAUUUAGCCAUAUAAAUUAUCAUUUUUUCCAAACCAAUGUAAAGUAAUAAUUUCAGUAAAAUACACAAACCUAAUAAACAGGAACAAAGGAAGCGACCCAGCCCCAAGGCAGGUGUCCAGGCUUCUUCAAUUUCCCCAUUGUUUGUUCACAAACUUAUCAGCACAUGCUACCAGCAACAGGGACACCAUACCUCUGGACUGGAUCACUUCCUGUGUCCGGCUGCCUAGAAGCAAAAUAACCGUUUUUUAAAGGGAAAACAAUAAACCAAUUAACCAACGGCAAUGCCAGCUUGGUGAAAAUGUUAAACCAAUUCGUCACACCUGUGACAUUUACGAGUACUGACAAGGGAACCACAAGAUGAUAGGGGAGCAAACUAAGGUUUCUGGCACUAAUUAUCUCACUGAGAUAUUUAAGGCACCUAGAUGGCACACUACAGUCCAUACAUCUCAUUAGCCGAACCAACUCUGUUUUCACAGCAACUUCUCCAACUACAGGAACCGCUUCAGCAUGCCAGGACAGACUGAGAGUCUAUGGUACAGGUAAGGGAGCAUCUACCACACACACUUACCUUCUACUGUAUAGAAGUGGUCAUUGAUUAACGUAAACUCACCCCAAAUGAUUUAGCCAAAGAGAGGGGAGCUCUAACUAGCAUCCCCUUUGGAACACUUUGGUUCAAUCUGCGUGAAGGGGCCAACGGCACAAAGGAGCCAUACAUCCGACCUGUGGCAGGCUCAUAACACACAGGACAUUCUCUGAGGCAGUAAGAUAAUACAUCCUGGACCGCAGGCCUGCUCCUCACUCCCCUGGCUAAGGAAGAGAUGAGGCCCCUUCUCUCCAGCACCUGCACGGCACGCAGGACUGGGGUGAUGUCUGAGGAGAGGAGACAGACAAACCCUGCCUCCAAAAGAGAGGAGGUCCCAGCCCAGCUAUUUCUUUGGGGGAAAUCUUUCACUAUAGACGAAUUAAGUGUGUCCCUGUCAGUAGUUUGUAUGUAUACUUUGGAUGGUCAAGGCUGUUGAUCUUUUGUAUGCGCUCUGUCCACAGCUGGAAUGUAGGAUCCGCCCAUAUCAUCUCUCUCUCCACUGAGAUCUACUUCUUUCUUGAUUAUGGCGUGGAUCUCCUCUUCAAGCAGUACGAGUGGCUUAAAAAGGACCUUGAGGUAAAGUACUUAAUUUACAGUCCCAGUAUUAGUGAAGCUGUUUGUCUCUGGACAACUGAACGUGGCAGUAAUGCCCUUUUUUAGUAUUAUUUCUUGAGUAAUAAACUUUGGUGUCCUAAACAGUACACACACACACACACACACACACACACACACAGCGACGUGACUCAUUCUCUUGUCUGAUCCUCUAUCAGGAUGCCAACAGGCCAGAGAACCGAGCAGAGCGCCCCUGGAUCAUCACUAUGGGACACAGACCCAUGUACUGCUCUAACAACGAUAAAGACGACUGCACCCAGUUUGAGAGCUAUGUAUGUACAGUGGGGAAAAAAAGUAUUUAGUCAGCCACCAAUUGUGCAAGUUCUCCCAUUUAAAAAGAAGAGAGAGGCCUGUAAUUUUCAUCAUAGGUACACAUCAACUAUGACAGACAAAUUGAGAAAACAUUAUCCAGAAAAUCACUUUGUAGGAUUUUUUAUGAAUUUAUUUGCAAAUUAUGGUGGAAAAUAAGUAUUUGGUCACCUACAAACAAGCAAGAUUUCUGGCUCUCACAGACCUGUAACUUCUUCUUUAAGAGGCUCCUCUGUCCUCCACUCGUUACCUGUAUUAAUGGCAACUGUUUGAACUUGUUAUCAGUAUAAAAGACACCUGUCCACAACCUCAAACAGUCACACUCCACACUCCACCAUGGCCAAGACCAAAGAGCUGUCAAAGGACACCAGAAACAAAAUUGUAGAUCUGCACCAGGCUGGGAAGACUGAAUAUGCAAUAGGUAAGCAUCUUGGUUUGAAGAAAUCAACUGUGGGAGCAAUUAUUAGGAAAUGGAAGACAUACAAGACCACUGAUAAUCUCCCUCGAUCUGGGGCUCCACGCAAGAUCUCACCCCGUGGGGUCAAAAUGAUCACAAGAACAGUGAGCAAAAAUCCCAGAACCACACGGGGGGACAUAGUGAAUGACCUGCAGAGAGCUGGGACCAAAGUAACAAAGCCUACCAUCAGUAACACACUACGCAGCCAGGGACUCAAAUCCUGCAGUGCAAGACGUGUCCCCCUGCUUAAGCCAGUACAUGUCCAGGCCCGUCUGAAGUUUGCUAGAGUGUAUUUGGAUGAUCCAGAAGAGGAUUGGGAGAAUGUCAUAUGGUCAGAUGAAACCAAAAUAGAACUUUUUGGUAAAAACUCAACUCGUCGUGUUUGGAGGACAAAGAAUGCUGAGUUGCAUCCAAAGAACACCAUACCUACUGUGAAGCAUGGGGGUGGAAACAUCAUGCUUUGGGGCUGUUUCUCUGCAAAGGGACCAGGACGACUGAUCCGUGUAAAGGAAAGAAUGAAUGGGGCCAUGUAUCGUGAGAUUUUGAGUGAAAACCUCCUUCCAUCAGCAAGGGCAUUGAAGAUGAAACGUGGCUGGGUCUUUCAGCAUGACAAUGAUCCCAAACACACCGCCCGGGCAACGAAGGAGUGGCUUCGUAAGAAGCAUUUCUAGGUCCUGGAGUGGCCUAGCCAGUCUCCAGAUCUCAACCCCAUAGAAAAUCUUUGGAGGGAGUUGAAAGUCCGUGUUUCCCAGUGACAGCCCCAAAACAUCACUGCUCUAGAGGAGAUCUGCAUGGAGGAAUGGGCCAAAAUACCAGCAACAGUUUGUGAAAACCUUUUGAAGACUUACAGAAAACGUUUGACCUGUGUCAUUGCCAACAAAGGGUAUAUAACAAACUAUUGAGAAUCUUUUGUUAUUGACCAAAUACUUAUUUUCCACCAUAAUUUGCAAAUAAAUUCAUUAAAAAUCCUACAAUGUGAUUUUCUGGAAUUCUUUUUCUCAUUUUGUCUGUCAUAGUUACACAAUAAAAUUACGGCCUCAUCUGUUUAAGAGAAAUGCACAUGGGGCGACUAAAUUUUUUUUCCAAUGGCACAAAAACUGUGAGAGAAGGGGGUCAAUUACAUGGCUGGAUGGAUGAUACUCUCUGUAUUAGUUUUGAAAUUGAAUGGUAUUCCUGGAUUUAAGAAUUACUAAAUUAAUUAAUGUACAAUUGCUUUCAGCAAGUGAACUUCAACAGCAACUAGUGUUACAGGGGUUUUAGAGUCCGAGCAUCCAAAACGUCUAAGGACAAUGAGUACAGUCCUCUAUUAGCUACACGUGUUCUGGUCAGUCAGAUAUGGUGAGAAACGCAGUGUAUAUCACCCUGGGGCUGAUGGGUCAGUGGGAAGAGAUAUACAGCAGUCCAGGAAAGAACAAGGCAGAGGGGGACUGAGGUAGGUGCUGAGGUGAGCUCUGCUGGCAACAUGCAGAAUCACCCUCCUCCUCCUGAGGGGUGUAAAUCUGACCAAACCUGAGCAACAACUGGCUGACCUGCCGAACAUCACCUGUACUGAUCAUAAGUGAAGUUUUACAAGCAGAAAUAACUCUCUGUUCCCCCUCAAUGCAACUAUUUACUCAUUACAUGUUGAUUGCUAUUAUUUUCUGACCAAGGAGGCUCUCAGUCUGUUAAUAUGCUUUAUAUUACACUUGGCACUGAUGAUUUACUGGACAUAGCAUUGAUAGAUAUGUGAAGAACAGCUAGGCUGUGUCCCAGAGAGCUAUUCUGUUACGUAAAAGCAUUUACAGGGUUUGUUUCUGCUCCGUUGCUGGAGACAUUAAUUGCUGUGUUGCUUAAAACCUGUCAACGUCUGAGGCUACUGGCUAGUCCACAUUAGCCCUGAAGCACAUAGUUUCCAUUCAGACCUGUUGCAUUCAGCACUUGGCAUGGGUAAAGAGUGACACCCUGCCAUGGACAUGAGGGUGAUAUCAGAUGAGGUUUCUGAUCCUAAUCCCAGCAUUCGCUCUGCUCUGUUUCAGGUCCGCCUCGGACGGAAUGACACCAAACCACCAGCGCCAGGUCUGGAGGAUCUAUUGUAUCUAUACGGUAUGGUCUGCAUUUUAUACAACAGAACUGUGCUGUAGUAGUUGUUACGGUCACAAAUCUGUCCUCUCAGACAGACUAAUGUCCCAGCACUCGGCUCGAACAGAGUAAUCCAAACACAUUUCCUUUAUUACAACAGCAGACCGCUGCUUUGGACAUCACUCAACAAACCAUUAUCCAAAUGUUUUCCUAUGUUACACUUCUCUCGCUUGUUGGUUGUGUUUCUUGAGUGGAACCCUUAUAUUUAGUGCUCUUUGAUGAAUAGCAAACGUGAGUAAGUAGGUAAAACAUGUGAGGCAUGUUCUAUGGGGUUAAUGAAUUAAAAUGGUCAAAAUACACAUUUUCAUGGUUAUAUUGGAUAGUACAAUGAAAAGGCCUGAGGAUCCCGCAGUUGCUCUUAGUCCUUUGUGUUGCAGUCCAUAGUCUUUGAAGAUAGGCAUGGGUGGUAUCCAGAUUUUCAAGGGGCGCUAUUUAAAAAAAGUACCAGUCAAAAGUUUUGACACCUACUCAUUCCAGGGUUUUUCUUUAUUUUUACUAUUUUCUACAUUGUAGAAUAAUCGUGAAGACAUAAAAACUAUGAAAUAACACAUAUGGAAUCAUGUAGUAACCAAAAAAAGUAUUAAACAAAUCAAAAUAUAUUUGAGAUUCUUCAAAGUUGCCACCCUUUGCCUUGAUGACAGCUUUGCACACUCUUGGCAUUCUCUCAACCAGCUUCAUGAGGUAGUCACCUGGAAUACAUUUCAAUUAACAGAUAUGCCUUGUUAAUUUGUCGAAUUUCUUUCCUUAAUGUGUUUGAGCCAAUCAGUUGUGUUGUGACAAGAUAGGGUUGGUAUACAGAAGAUAGCCCUAUUUGGUAAAAUACCAAGUCCGUAUUAUGGCAAGAACAGCUCAAAUAAGCAAAGAGAAAUGACAGUCCAUCAUUACUUUAAGACAUGAAGGUCAAUCAAUCCGGAAAAUGUCAAGAACUUUGAAAGUUUGUUCAACUGCUGUCGCAAAAACAAUCAAGCGCUAUGAUGAAACUGGCUCUCAUGAGGAAAGGAAGACCCAGAGUUACCUCUGCUGCAGAGGAUAAGUUCAUUAGAGUUAACUGCACCUCAGAUUGCAGCCCAAAUAAAUUAUUCACAGAGUUCAAGUAACAGACACAUGCGUGAAUCAGGCCUUCAUGGUCGAAUUGCUACAAAGAAACCACUACUAAAGGACACCAAUAAGAAGAGACUUGCUUGGGCCAAGAAACACGAGCAAUGGACAUUAGACCGGUGAAAAUUUGUCCUUUGGUCUGAUGAGUCCAAAUUUGAGAUUUUUGGUUCCAACCGCCGUGUCUUUGUGAGACGCAGAGUAGGUGAACUGAUUAUUUCCUUAUGUGUGGUUCCCACCGUGAAGCAUGGAGGAGUAGGUGUGGGGGUGCUUUGCUGGUGACACUGUCUGUGAUUUAUUUAGAAUUCAAGAUACUUAACCAGCAUGGCUACCACAGCAUUCUGUAGCGAUACGUCAUCCCAUCUGGUUUGCGCUUAGUGGACCUAUCAUUUGUUUUUUAACAGGACAAUGACAAACACACCUCCAGGCUGUGUAAGGGCUAUUUGACCAAGGAGAGUGAUGAAGUGCUGCAUCAGAUGACCUGGUCUCCACAAUCACCCGACCUCAACCCAAUUUGAGAUGGUUUGGGAUGAGUCGGACGGCGGAGUGAAGGAAAAGCAGCCAACAAGUGCUCAGCAUAUGUGGGAACUCCUUCAAGACUGUUGGAAAAGCAUUCCUCAUGAAGCUGGUUGAGAGAAUGCCAAGAGUGUGCAAAGCUGUCAUCGAGGCAAAAGGUGGCUACUUUGAAGAAUCUGAAAUAUAAAAUAUUUUGAUUUGUUUAAUACUUUUUUUGGUUACUACAUGAUUCCACAUGUGUUAUUUCAUAGUUUUGAGGUCUUCUAUUAUUCUACAAUGUAGAAAAUAGUAAAACAUAUAGAAACCCUUGAAUCAGUAGGUGUGUCCAAACUUUUGACUGGUACUGUGUGUGUGUAUAUAAAACAUUUUUUUGGGGGGACGCACAAAAUAAUUUAGGCAACGGGGAUCUUGAUCCAGCCCUGAGCUGGAUAUAAUUUAUUUUUCACAUCUUUGAUUUUCUUAUAGUUAUACUUAAGCAGUGGUGUAGCACGUGCCCCCGUGAGCGGAAUAAAAAUUCUAACAUUUUGUAAACAAAUAUAACACUAAUAUAUUUAUAUUGGAUAAGUAUUCAACACUGUGAGUCAAUACAUGUUAGAAUCACCCUUGGCAGUGAUUUACCGCUGUGAGUCUUUCUGGGUAAGUCUCUAAGAGUUUUCCACACCUGGCUUGUUCAACAUUUGCCUUUUCUUUUUUUUUUAUUCUUCAAGCUCUGUCAAAUUGGUUGUUGAUCAUUGCUAGACAACCAUUUUCAGGUGUUGCCAUGGAGUUUAAGCAGAUUUAAGUCAAAACUGUAACUCAGCCACUCCAGAACCUUCACUGUCUUCUUGGUAAGCAACUCCAGUGUAGAUUUGGGCUUGUUUUAGGUUAUUUUCCUGCUGAAAGGUGAAUUCAUCGCCCAGUGUCUGGUGGAAACCUGGUUUAGUCUGCUUUUCCUCUAGGGUUUUGCCUGUGCUUAGCUCUAUUCAGUUUAUUUUUUUAAUCCUGAAUUACUCCCCAGUCCUUAACGAUUACAAGCAUACCCAUAACGUGAUGCAGCCACAACUAUGCUUGAAAAUGGCCCUCCUGUAGCUCAGUUGGUAGAGCAUGGAGCUUGCAAUGCCAGGGUUGUGUGUUCGAUUCCCACGGGGGGUCAGUAUGAAAAAGGUAUGCACUCACUAACUGUAAGUCGCUCUGGAUAAGAGCGUCUGCUAAAUGACCCCCCCCCCAAAAAAAAAAAAAAAUAUAUAUAUAUAUGGAGUGGUACUCGGUAAUGUAUUGGACUUGCCCCAAACAUAACAGUUUGUAUUCAGGACAAAAAGUGAAUUGCUUUGCCACAUUUUUUGCGGUAUUAAAACUCGUUUUUCAACCACUCCACAAAUGUCUUGUUAACAAACUAUAGUUUUGGCAAGUCAGUUAGGACAUCUACUUUGUGCAUGACACAAGUAAUUUUUCCAACAAUUGUUUAGACAGAUUAUUUCACUUAUAAUUCACUGUAUCACAAUUCCACUAAGUUAGUACACUAAGUUGAUUGUGCCUUUUAAACAGCUUGGAAAAUUCCAGAAAAUGAUGUCAUGGCUUUAGAAGCUUCUGAUAGGCUAAUUGACAUCAUUUGAGUCAAUUGGAGGUGUACCUGUGGAUGUAUUUCAAGGCCUACCUUCAAACGCAGUGCCUCUUUGCUUGACAUCAUGGGAAAAUCAAAAGAAAUCAGCCAAGACCUCAGAAAUUAUUUUGUAGACUUCCACAAGUCUGGUUCAUCCUUGGGAGCAAUUUCCAAACCACUGAAGGUACCACGUUCAUCUGUACCAACAAUAGUAUGCAAGUAUAAACACCAUGGGACCACGCAGCCGUCAUACUGCUCAGGAAGGAGAUGCGUUCUGUCUCCUAGAGAUGAACAUACUUUGGUGCGAAAAGUGCAAAUCAAUCCCAGAACAACAGCAAAGGACCUUGUGAAGAUGCUGGAGGAAACAGGUACAAAAGCAUCUAUAUCCACAGUAAAACGAGUCCUAUAUCGACAUAACCUGAAAGGCCGCUCAGUAAGGAAGAAGCCACUGCUCCAAAACCGCCAUAAAAAAGCCAGACUACGGUUUGCAACUGCACAUGGGGACAAUGAUCGUACUUUUUGGAGAAAUGUCCUCUGGUCUGAUGAAACAAAAAUAGAACUGUUUGGCCAUAAUGACCAUCGUUAUGUUUGGAGGAAAAAUGGGGUAGCUUGCAAGCCGAAGAACACCAUCCCAACCGUGAAGCACGGGGGUGGCAGCAUCAUGCUGUGGGGGUGCUUUGCUGCAGAAGGGACUGGUGCACUUCACAAAAUAGAUGGCAUCAUGAGGAAGGAAAAUGAUGUGGAUAUAUUGAAGCAACAUCUCAAGACAUCAGUCAGGAAGUUAAAGCUUGGUCGCAAAUGGGUCUUCCAAAUGGACAAUGACCCAAAGCCUUCUUCCAAAGUUGUGGCAAAAUGGCUUAAGGACAACACUCAAGGUAUUGAAGUGGCCAUCACAAAGCCCUGACCUCAAUCCUAUAGAAAAUGUGGGCAGAACUGAAAAAGUGUGUGCGAGCAAAGAGGCCUACAAACCUGACUCAGUUACACCAGCUCUGUCAGGAGGAAUGGGCCAAAAUUCACCCAACUUAUUUUGGGAAGCUUGUGGAAGGCUACCCGAAACGUUUGACCCAAGUUAAACAAUUUAAAGGCAAUGCUACCAAAUACUCAUUGAGUGUAUGUAAACUUCUGACCCACUGGGAAUGUGAUGAAAGAAAUCAUUCUCUCUACUAUUAUUCUGACAUUUCACAUUCUUAAAAUAAAGUGGUGAUCCUAACUGACCUAAGACAGGGAAUUUUUACUAGGAUUAAAUGUCAGGAAUUGUGAAACUGAGUUUAAAUGUAUUUGGCUAAGGUGUAUGUAAACUUCCGACUUCAACUGUAUGUAUGGGGUACAGCGAUGAGGUAGUCAUGUUAAACACUGUUAUUGCACACUGAGUCCACUUAUUAUGUGACUUUUUAAGUACAUUUUUACCCCUGAACUUAUUUAGGCUUGCCAUAAGAAAGGGGUUGAAUAUUUAUUGACUCAAGACAUUUCAGCUUUAAAUUUUAAAUUAAUUUGUGAACCUUUCUAAAAAUGUAAUUACAAUAUACAGACUGUGCACCCUCAAUUUGAUGAAUGGAAAGAGGCAUCGGGUACAAAACACCUAAACAUAAUUCCACUUUGACAUUAUGGCGUAUUGUAAAAAAGUCUAUAUUAUAAAUUCAGGCUGUAACACAACAAUGUGGAAAAAGUCAAGGUGUGAAUACUUUCGGAAGGCUUUAUUUUUGGUAUUGAAAAUCAUACCAUCGGUAUUUUGAAAUUAUACGGUAUAUUGCCCAAGCCUAUUUGCAGGUAAGUACUGUAUGAAAAGUGUCAUAUCAACUAAUGCAAAGUAUUUUUCCAGGAGUGGACCUGGAGCUGUGGGCCCAUGAACACACAUAUGAGAGGUUGUGGCCUGUCUAUGGCUACAAGGUCAGUUCCCAUGUGAAUAAUCACUACAACACACACACUCCUUGUCCAUCAGUGUUUUGUCACAGACUGAAGAGCCCUUUAAUGUUCCUCUUCCAGGUCUUCAAUGGGAGCAUGGAACAGCCUUAUGUGAACCCCAAAGCCCCAGUACAUAUCAUCACAGGCUCUGCUGUAAGUAGACCACUGCUUUGACCUCUCUUUUUCAGUCAAUGGGUGGUGUGCUGUGGUAUUUAAACAGCUAUUUAUCUGGUGCACAAUUAAAUAAACUGUUUUCGUCCUUUAUAAAUGCUGUCAACAAAGCAGGACACUCUUGGUCAUCCAACCACAAGAGUUGGUCAUCCCCAUAUCAAACUGUUGUCAGGACAGCACCAGAGCCAUAGUCCUGUUCCAAAUGUCACAGAAGCCUGAGAAUGAGCUUUAGGGAGGCACGUGGCUCUCCACAAACAGAACAUGAACCUUUGACUGAAAACGGGACACUAUCGACGAUCAAAGGACUGAAGUAGCAUACAGUGCUUAGUGAAAGUCUACACAGCCUUGCGCGGUAUUAAUAUAUUUUCUGCCUAAAAGUUCAAUCUGGAUUUUCUCAUUGAUCUACACAACCUACUCCACAAGUAAAAGAAAACGUAUAAAACAAUUCUGAAUAUAAAUUGAUUGCAAAGGUCUUCACACCCCUUGCUGAGGCACAUCUAAAUAAGUUUAGGAGAAAAUAUUUUCAUAACAUUUAUUGAAUGAGGUCCAGCUGUUUGCAAAAGUAGUGGUUCUCAUGGUUUUAGUCUCUAAGGUGCCUUAGUUGGUUAAUGAAUGUCUAACAAUGAUUCAACCUCAAAGCCAACAAUGAGCUUUAAAUGCAUGUCUGGGAUACAUUUUUAAACAGGCAUAGAUCAGGGGAGGAUAAGAAAUAAUUCCAAUUACUUUUGUGCCUAAAUUAAAUUUUUUAGACCAUCAGGUUUGGGUUAAAUACAAUACAACACAUCAGAGUGAAACCCUCUGUAUUGUGGUGGCAGGUUAUGGGUAUGCUUGUUACCGGCACGGACUGGGGAGUUUGUCAGGAUCAAAAUAAAUAUGAAAGGAGCAAAGCCCAGGUAAAAAGUUAGAGGAAAACCUACCUCAGUCUUCUGAAUAUCUAACCCUGGGAUAAAAAAAAUUAUACAAUACAAUUACACAAAUGUUCAUGCCAAAGACUCACCAGAAUGGCUUUCCAAGAGGUGUUGAGUGGCCAAGUCUCACUCCUGACUGUUUGAAAAGCAGAGACAAGGUUUGAGUAUUGCUGUCCAUCAAUGAUUCCCAAACAAAUUUACUGAGCUCGAGGAAUUUCGACAGAAACAAUAGAUAUAUUGCCCUAAGGGUUGUGCAAAGUUGGUAGAAUCUUAUUCAAAAUGAAUCACAGCUCUAAUUGCUGCCAAAGGUGCUUCCACCAAGUAUUAACUCUGGGGUGUGAAGACCUACGCAAUCAAGAUCUUUGUUUUUUUAUGAAUGUAGAAAAUGUUCUUUAGGGAGAAAAAAAUCAAAUGUAAUCCGUUUUUUUUAAUUUCACUUCAAGUCAGCAAAAUGUGAACUGUGCAAGGGGUAUUUAGACUUUCACUAGGCGCUGUAGGUUGGAUUGUGGAUAUCUAUGGUCUUUUCAGGGCUGCCGUGAGAAUCAUGAUCCGUUCGUCCCUAAUCCAAGGGACUGGAGUGCCUUCCGCAGUACAGAUUAUGGAUACACCCGCAUGCAGGUGCACAACACCACCCAUCUGUACCUGGAGCAGGUCUCCGAUGACCAGGUGAGUGGAGAGGGAAGUCCUCAGUUCUAUACCUAACUAUAAAGUGGAUGGUCUUCUACAACCUCUUACUGAUAUGUAAUAUACUUCAUGGGAAAAUAAAUAAUUGCACUGUUCAUCCAGUUUUGUUGGCUCAGUGAUAAAGGAGAAUGCUUCUGUUUCAGUAUGGUAAGGUGAUCGACAGCAUCUGGGUGGUGAAGGAAAAACACGGCUUCUCAGCCUGGUUCUGAAGACCGCAAGAACCCCAGCCAAUCAAAUCAACAUCUCUUCUCAGGAAAUGCACUUUUAAACCUAAUCAUGGUGAACUGCACUGUUUGUUGACUGCUAUCAAACCAAUCAUAGGAAAAGUAUUAUUCUCCAAAUAACGGAAAUCUUCUAACACAGGCCCAGCCGUGGAGGACUGUUAGUAAUUAGACACACAUUUUUCAAAUUGGGUGUCACGUUCGUUGAGUACAGGAUUGGACCAAGGUGCAGCGUGGAAUGCAUACAUGGUUAUUCACUAAGUUAACACACGACAAAACAACAAAAGCAAUGUAACGUGAAGCUCACAAUGGCUACACACAAACAAGAGUCAAGAUCCCACAACAUAGGUAGGCAAAAUGGCUACCUAAGUAUGAUCCCCAAUCAGAGAUAACGAUCGACAGCUGCCUCUGAUUGGGAAC
Messenger RNA from Coregonus sp. 'balchen', 23671 nucleotides. NCBI's taxonomy places the organism in Eukaryota, Metazoa, Chordata, Actinopteri, Salmoniformes, Salmonidae. The record is from the annotation of a GenBank genome assembly.